Molecule: messenger RNA, 798 nt
Organism: Pararge aegeria (speckled wood butterfly)
Lineage: Eukaryota; Metazoa; Arthropoda; Insecta; Lepidoptera; Nymphalidae
Exons: 1
Coding region: 1-798 (265 amino acids)
Source: RefSeq, a predicted model, not a curated record
AUGGAACAAAUUACUUUAAUUCCCCCACAGAUGUUAAAAAUUAUCCCCGUUUUCGGAGGGGAUAAACGACAAUUAAAUUUAUUUUUAAGACAGUGUGAAUAUGUGAUAAGUAAAUUUCAAGGCAGUGAGGAACAAAAUGUUUAUUUAAUGAAUAGUAUUACAAGUCGCCUAACCGAUAGGGCCGCCUCGCUUAUCAGCGAGCGAGAGGAUGUUAUGACUUGGACUGAUUUCAAGGAAAUUCUCAUACAACAUUUUGGAGACCCACGUAGUGAGGAAUGCAUAGCGAUAGAAUUGGAAAAUUUAAAGAUUAGAAAUGCGGAAAGUUAUUUAGAUUUCUGCAAUAGAAUUCAGUCAGUGCGUUCUGUUUUGAUAUCGAAAGUGAAUCAAAUUAAAGACGUAAAAAUAAAAGAAAGUAAAAUAACCAUAUAUAAUAAUACUUCUUUAAAUGUUUUUCUCUACAAUUUACCUGAAGAUAUGGUCAGAGUAGUGCGACUGAAAUCCCCCGAAACAUUGGAGUCCGCGCUUAGUGUAGUUUUAGAAGAAGUAAAUUUCCAAACUCAGUAUCGACUACGCAGUGCCGCGCAACCUUCGGUUCAAAAGUUCAAACCUGAUCAUUAUAACCAACAAUCUACUUUUAAAUCUCAAAAUAAUUUUAACUUCCCAACUAAACCGAGUUGUACGCCUGUGCCAAUUUAUCAAGCGCAAAAACCACCCCCGUAUAAAUUCGGAAUACCUCAAUAUCAGAAACCAUCCCCACACAUGCCUACCGGAUUUAAGCCAAAUUUAAGUCCAUUUUAA